AUGGAGAGACCCUCCCCUGAAGCCGAUGUUAUCUGGUGGGACUCGAGUUCGUACUACGUACGAUGUCCGUUCUGCGAAGGGGUUCAUCGGCAUACCGUAAACUGGCAGACCAGUCUGUUUAGAGUAUCAGAUUGCGAGAAAGGGGAAACUUACCAAUCCUGCUUUCCCAUUAAUGAUCAAGGGGAGGUCGCGUAUGAGAUUGAUAAGAAACGUGAGCGAUAUGUCAAUAUUUGUGUAUCGAACGAUAGCGAUACUGAGGCCGAUGACAAUGAGGACGAAGACGACGUUGAUCGCCUGGCAACUGAAAUGGCUCAUAAGGCUACUAUCGCAGCAGAGAGGGAAGAACGUCAUCUGAGUAUCACCAGGGACGCUAAAGAAACUAUUAUCCACACUAUAGAUGGUGAAAAAUCUUUCGAAUAUAGACUGAUCUAUGACGCCAUCACAGACUGCUUCAAUGGCAAAACAAGAGCGGUGCAGGGAUAUUUGAAGACGUCUAGUGAGGCUGAGUUGUUUGUUCGGGGACAACACCCCGAUGGUAAAACAAUGCUUAUCUCUGCGGCGUCAGAAAAGACCCCAGAAAUGCUGUCACUUCUCAUUGAACACGGGGCUGACGUGAAUGCCGUUGACAAUCACGGAAGGAGUGCUCUCAUGGAGGCAGCGCUUUUUGGUCGGGUUGGCAAUGUGAAGGUUCUCCUCGAACACGGUGCAGACCCAAAUAUCCGGGAUGACGAGAAUCGACGGGCAGUUUACUUUGCUCGAGAGUCUCGCAAAAAUCGAAAAGAGAGAAAUGUUCGUACCCAGGACACUUACGAAAUGCUUGUUGGCCGCCAAGAGAUUGUACGCCUUCUCAGUGGAGAGAUUCCAAAGUCAAAGAAUGCUUUUGGCAAACCUCCCACACCAUCGCUCUCUCGGCCCUAUCGUUUUCUAUCCUCCAACGGUGGAUAUACGAAGGUAUUACAUGGACCAAUCGAAGAGUAUCCAAUGACGAAAUGCGGGAAAACAGUGGCGCGGCUGGAACGAGGAGGGAAAUUCCCGUCUGUUGGUGCGAUGAGCGGAUGGUCACAUACUCCUGCGCAACCACUAAGAGUCGACGCUCGUCAGUGGACAGAUGAUGUCUUUUACAUCGCGGAAAUAGUGGGCCACCAUUUGGCUUCCCAUGCUUGUGAUCAGGGUAUAUGCGGUCAGUACAAUGCAUGCCACGCAGAAAAACAGUUGAUAGCAUAUUUCAUUGAUCGCCAUGUUUUCCUUCCACGCGAUGGCCUCCCAGAUCCGAAAUUAGAGGAGGAGAUCACUAGGGUAGAGGAUGAGCUGGAAAGGAUAACUUCAUGCACGGAAAUAGGACGCGUGGUGGCUUCUCUACGGAAGGAGAAGCAGGAACUCGAUGAUGAGCUUUUUGAUGGAGAUGAGAAGCUAGUCGGAAAAGAUGAUGAGAUCAAGAAACUGGAGUCAAAACGCAGGGAUGUUAAAACCGCACUAAAUCAGCUUAUUGCUAGUCCUCGCGCGCGACGAUUACGGAUGCUAGAAUGCAAGCUGGAGAUACUAGGUGUGCAGCGACAGAGACAUGAAGACCUGACCGAAAUGGCUGAGGCACCACCGCCACCGGCUUCACUAUCCGAAGCGGCCAUAUUGGUCAGUUCAGUUCCUUGCGAUGACUGCAAAGCGUUCACGGAAAGAGUCAACAAGCACUUUGGAUUAUGUAUACAGUUAUUCGCAUCAGUUUGA
Molecule: messenger RNA, 1722 nt
Organism: Aspergillus niger
Lineage: Eukaryota; Fungi; Ascomycota; Eurotiomycetes; Eurotiales; Aspergillaceae
Exons: 1
Coding region: 1-1722 (573 amino acids)
Molecular function (GO): protein binding
Source: RefSeq, a predicted model, not a curated record